This is a messenger RNA of Aspergillus sclerotioniger CBS 115572, 980 nucleotides long. RefSeq lists its product as uncharacterized. The record is from RefSeq and is a predicted model, not a curated record. NCBI's taxonomy places the organism in Eukaryota, Fungi, Ascomycota, Eurotiomycetes, Eurotiales, Aspergillaceae. The transcript is spliced from 4 exons. The coding region runs from base 132 to 980 and encodes 282 amino acids.
ACACCUCGAAGAUAUACCUUGAUUACUCAGAAUGGGACGCAGCAGUUGGAAGACCCAGAGCUGCCGUACGCGUCUGACACGCAAGGUCAAGGUGGGAUGUCCCCGAUCGCCGGACUCGCUGACAGACACUGAUGCCUGACCGAUCUGGCAUCCGCAGUGUGAUCGGGCGUGUCUGCGCUGCCAAUCCCCAGCCCGUCGCUGUGGUGGAUAUCAUGGCGUACGUAGUAUUCUCCCUACAGACGCCUCCGUCGGAUGGAACGAGCGAUCCCUGGCACCAGUCUCCUGUCUACUGGGUGGAGCUUUUCCCUACCUUCCUCCACUCGCAGUCGCCAGCCAUCAAGUCAUCGCUGUCCGCUUUAGUUCUGACGCACCUGGCCAAGUCCCGGAACGAGGACGCGCUGGCCCAUUGCGGAAGGGAUCAUUACAUGCAAGCGGUGCAGCAAAUAUGCACGCUGGAGGGGGCGGUGCAUCCUUGCGAUCUCAUCUGCACCGCCAUGAUUCUGGCACUCUACGAGCUCUACGCACGGCCGCUCGGGCAGGACCACGCAUGGAAUGUCCAUGUUCAGGCCGCCUGCAACUUGGCUCAGGUGGGUCUUUGGGAUCUGGGAUAUGGCAUUGUAUUGACAGUGCAGUUUCUCCGCAUGUGUGUCAACGUCCCAGAUCAGGCGUCUUCGAUAUUGCCCUCGCACGUGGAGCUGUUCACUGACAGCUUUGACUUGCUUUUGAAUACUUUAUCCGAGAUUUGUCAAUUCCGGACCGGUCUGCGCCCAAGUUUCCGCAGUGAGGUUACGUGGGACUCCGCUGCCGGCAUCCUCAGGGCGUCCACGUGUUUUGAGAACCGGCUUUUGUGUUGGUAUCACGAGUUACAGUCGAAAGCCAUCCAUCCCCUCUUCAUGGUCGGGCCAGCUACAGUGCCGCCCGUGCCAGUACACGCCCAGGAGCCGGAAGAGAUGAUUUUUUUACGGAUCCGUCUGCAAUAG